AUGUGGGGACUCCGCCUGGGUCUCUUGGUCGGCCUCCUGGGCUGCGUGGACAGAGCCUCCCCGAUGCUGGCGUCCAGCUGGGGCGGCCUGACGCACCUGUACACGGCCACGGCCAGGAACAGCUACCACCUCCAGAUCCACAAGGACGGCCUGGUCGACGGCUCCCCGCAGCAGACCGUCUACAGUGCCCUGUUGAUCAGAUCUGAGGGUGCUGGGUUUGUGGUGAUCACAGGAGUGAUGAGCAGAAGAUACCUCUGCAUGGACUUCAAAGGCAACAUUUUUGGUUCGCACCACUUCAGCCCGGAGAGCUGCCGCUUCCAGCAGCGCACGCUGGAGAACGGCUACGACGUGUACCAGUCCCCGCAGCACCGCUUCCUCGUGAGCCUGGGCCGGCCCAAGCGCGCCUUCCAGCCGGGCGCCAACCCGCCGCCCUACGCGCAGUUCCUGGCGCGCCGCAACGAGGUGCCCCUGGCGCGCUUCCACACGCCCGCGCCGCGCCGCCACACGCGCAGCGCGCACGACAACGGCGACGCCGACCCGCUCAACGUGCUGCGGCCGCGCGCGCGCCUCGGGCCCGCCGCCGCCGCCGCCUCCUGCUCGCACGAGCUGCCCAGCGCCGAGGACAACAGCGUGGUGGCCAGCGACCCGCUGGGCGUCAUCCGCAGCAACCGCUUCCGCACGCACGCGGCCGACCGCAGGUGCCCGCCCGUCUACGCCUAG
This is a messenger RNA of Sorex araneus (European shrew), 720 nucleotides long. It is a transcript of the gene FGF23, whose product is annotated as fibroblast growth factor 23. Gene Ontology annotation, molecular function: type 1 fibroblast growth factor receptor binding; growth factor activity. Gene Ontology annotation, biological process: positive regulation of cell population proliferation; positive regulation of protein phosphorylation; positive regulation of gene expression. The record is from RefSeq and is a predicted model, not a curated record. Gene Ontology annotation, cellular component: cytoplasm. The transcript is spliced from 3 exons. Bases 1 to 720 code for a protein of 239 amino acids. NCBI's taxonomy places the organism in Eukaryota, Metazoa, Chordata, Mammalia, Eulipotyphla, Soricidae.